This is a messenger RNA of Tachysurus fulvidraco (yellow catfish), 1184 nucleotides long. RefSeq lists its product as uncharacterized. The transcript is spliced from 5 exons. NCBI's taxonomy places the organism in Eukaryota, Metazoa, Chordata, Actinopteri, Siluriformes, Bagridae. The record is from RefSeq and is a predicted model, not a curated record. Gene Ontology annotation, biological process: regulation of apoptotic process. Bases 104 to 784 code for a protein of 226 amino acids.
CAUGCGCACUCGUGUAUAUGUGCAGUGAUCCGUUCCACGUGCAGUUUACAUUGGAGCUGUUGCGUGUAAGCGGUCAGUUUGUGGUGUUUGUGGACUCUUGUUGAUGGACGUCGUCGCACCGAGCAGCAGAAUGAAAGUAAUAUCUCCCGAUAAGGUACUUCAGCGUGAGCUGAGCACCCUGAGCAAGUGCAUGCCCUCCUGCAUGGUGCAGCAGAUAUCUGAAUGCCUGCGCUGCUCACGUGCGCUCACUGACUACGAGGUGCAGGUGAUCCGUUCUGGAGCCACAGACACGCAACAAGCUGCGCGUCUCCUGCAAACGCUCCUGUACAAGGGCCACACGGCAUGUCUACGCUUCUUCCAGUGCCUGAAUGCAUGCAGCCCCUCACUCUUUCACACCAUCACCAGAGGCCUGGUGAAGGUUACCGAUGAAGCUCACCAUCAUGUGGCGACGUCGUCCUGUUCAGAGACCACUGCAACUGUUCCCCCAUGUGUCAUUACCAUAAACAAUUCCUCAUUGAACAACUGCAUCAUAGGAAACAACAACAGCUUGUGCUGUCUGCUCUCUCAGACCGAUGUCCAUGACGAUGCAGUGGAGCAUAUGGAGAGGAAGCAUCAGGACAGGGAAACGUCCACAGAGUCCACAGAGGCUCCUAAUAUUCAAGUGGAGAGUUCCAACGUAGAGUACGUCAUUAUAGGGGACAACAACUACAUGAACAUUGAAAGCAAUCUGGACCCUCAGCUUGAGGAGGAAACUGAUAGUGUGGACGAGGGUUCAGAGGGGUAAAUAGGAUUAGGCGAUCAAGAUGGAGACCACAGACUGUUAAAAAAAAAAUAUGUAUAUAUAUAUUUAUAUGCACAGAAUCUCUUCAGUUUAAAACCAACCAUUCAUGGUUAAGAAAGUAUACACAUUUGUGUGAUUUAAUCCGAAGUUCUCUGAAGUCCAUAAAGGCAGAACUACUGAUGUGAUGUAUCAAUACCUCAGUAGUGAUAUGAUUGAUUUUUUUUAUUACAGACUGAUAUUUUAAUAAGCUAUGUGUCACUGUUACUUUUAUGCAUUCAUUUUUUUUGCCUUAUAACUGAUAAUGAAUUGUUUUAUAUUUAUACAUGAUAUUUAUUACAGGUUGUGAACCUUUUAUAUUCAGUCUUUUAUGUAUAAAGUAUAUUAAAAAAUAUAUAAAUUUAAA